Molecule: messenger RNA, 747 nt
Organism: Coniosporium apollinis CBS 100218
Lineage: Eukaryota; Fungi; Ascomycota; Dothideomycetes
Exons: 3
Coding region: 1-747 (248 amino acids)
Source: RefSeq, a predicted model, not a curated record
AUGGACUCGAUACCAGUCACUAACAAGGCUCUCGGAGAGCCCGUCCACCUCAAGGACAAACUUCUCGAGACCGGAGCGGCUUUAACACAGGAUUUUCGACCCGUCAAGCAGAUCUGCGCCCAUCUCAAUGCCUUCCACGCCUAUGCCAAAGAACCCGGCCGCUGUGUCGAAGCCAACCACUACUGCUCGCAUCUCAACCAAGACGUCCGCCAAUGCAUCCUCUACGAUAGCCCCGAACCCAAUGCGCGCCUGAUCGGCAUCGAGUACAUGAUCACGCCGAAGCUCUACGAAACCCUCGACAGCACCGAGCGCAAGCUGUGGCACUCGCACGUCUUCGAAGCCAAGUCCGGCAUGCUGAUCAUGCCGCAACCCACCUUCGUUCCCAACAGCGUCUGGGAAGUGGCGGAGAACACGGAGAUGGAACAGGUGGUAACGCUGUACGGCAAGAUCUAUCAUCUCUGGCAAGUGGACCGUGGGGAUAAGCUGCCGCUGGGAGAGCCGCAGCUCAUGACGAGCUAUACAGCCGAAAACCAGUUUGAUUUUGAGAAGAUGGUUGGGGAGAGGGAUAAGAGGUUUGGGAGUGAUUGGAAGAGGAAGAGGGAGGUCAGAAGUUAUAUCGAGGAGCCGGAUAUUCACCCGGACGCGGAUUGGGCGUGGAAGGAAAAGGAGGGGAAGGGGAGUAGUGAGAAGAAGGGGCAAUAUGGUGAUGCGGUAGCGGAUGGUGCGCAGGUAUUAGCUGGCAAGUAG